Rattus rattus (black rat) is the source of this 1230-nucleotide messenger RNA. It is a transcript of the gene Ap3s1, whose product is annotated as adaptor related protein complex 3 subunit sigma 1. Bases 120 to 749 code for a protein of 209 amino acids. Lineage: Eukaryota; Metazoa; Chordata; Mammalia; Rodentia; Muridae. The record is from RefSeq and is a predicted model, not a curated record. Gene Ontology annotation, biological process: Golgi to vacuole transport; intracellular protein transport. The transcript is spliced from 7 exons. Gene Ontology annotation, cellular component: intracellular membrane-bounded organelle; AP-3 adaptor complex; membrane coat.
CGCGCGCGCGUGCGGGAGGGGGCGGGUGGGGAAGCAGCGGCAACAAGCUCCCGGAGGCGAGGCUCGCGCGCCCGCCCCCGCCCUGGCCCCAGCGCCCACCCGGUCGGCCCGGCCCAGCCAUGAUCAAGGCCAUCCUCAUCUUCAACAACCACGGGAAGCCGCGGCUCUCCAAGUUCUACCAGCCCUAUAGUGAAGAUACGCAACAGCAAAUCAUCAGGGAGACUUUCCAUCUGGUGUCUAAGCGAGACGAGAAUGUUUGUAAUUUCCUAGAAGGAGGAUUAUUAAUUGGAGGAUCUGACAACAAACUGAUUUACAGACAUUAUGCAACACUAUAUUUUGUCUUCUGUGUGGAUUCCUCAGAAAGUGAACUUGGCAUUUUAGAUCUAAUUCAAGUAUUUGUGGAGACAUUAGACAAAUGUUUUGAAAAUGUCUGUGAGCUGGAUUUAAUAUUCCAUGUAGACAAGGUUCAUAAUAUUCUUGCAGAAAUGGUGAUGGGGGGAAUGGUAUUGGAGACCAACAUGAAUGAGAUUGUCACACAAAUUGAUGCACAAAAUAAACUGGAGAAAUCUGAGCAAAUAGUUUACACUGGCCUAUUUUGUAUCAGUCAAGAUUUUUCUCAGGCUGGCUUAGCAGGAGCUCCAGCCCGUGCUGUAUCAGCUGUAAAGAAUAUGAAUCUUCCUGAGAUCCCAAGAAAUAUUAACAUUGGUGACAUCAGUAUAAAAGUGCCAAACCUGCCCUCUUUUAAAUAAAUAUUAAAAAGGCCACUCCCAGGUAAAACCCAGAGGGAAAGUCAUCUAAGUUUACCAUGCAAUUGUUUACCAAAAAUAGAGGAGGAGAGUCUUAACUUUGCUCUUGGAUUUAAGUCAAGGUACUGUAUAGAAGCUGCAUAAAGUCAGUACGAAAGUUCAAUGUUGCUUUUCUUGCUCAGUGAUUUUGAAGAAAUUGACUAGUUCCCAUGUGAUUUUUUUUUCUUUUCUAAAUGCAUUCCUAUGCCCACAUAAAGGCAUGCCUCUAUAUAUUGGCUAUUACAGUAUUUCGAAAAGUGAGAUGUUUCUUUAAUUAUGUACAACCCAAGAUGUUGAUGUUUUGUAUGGAUCACAAGUGCAACAUUCUCUAAUUCUUUCUGCUGUUUGUCACAGUUGUUAUUUAAAGAACCAAGUAUGUAUUGCAUGAAAACAUGACUUUUUCUUUAGUUUAAAUAAACUCCAAGGUAACUGGACUUCUAAAGUA